AUGCCCCUUCGCCCAGUAAAACCGUCGGCAAAGAAGGGCGGCAAGUCGACACGCGCGCGACACAUUGCGCCGCGCGAGGUAUACAUCAGGGCUUGCGCGGAGGCUGGUCUGAGCCCGAAUAGCGGCGUGAUGGACCUCCUUUCCCUUUACCAAGAGUCUGCCAGUGUAGAGUCCAUCGACGUUAGCCGCAACUACUUGGGAAACAAAGGGGUCAUUCCUCUGCUGGUCGUUGUGGAUCGAUGCAACAAUCUGCGCGAGGUCAUCCUCAGCGAGAAUGGUCUGCGGAAUAGUGCCAUUGCUGCACUGUGCAAUUCUGCUGUAAAGCAUCCCUCUCUGAAGAGCAUUGACCUCUCUGACAAUUAUAUCAGCGAGGGCGCUGCUGUCCAGCUUCAGCGGCUUUUGGAGGAUAAUCCCAAGGUGUGUGAGCUUGGGAUAGACAACACCAAGAUUGAUGUAGAGUGGCGUCUGAAGCUUCGUGACCUCGUCCGAACGAAUGCUGCUGCUGCUGCCGCCGCCGCCGCCGAGGCCGCCGCCGCCGCCGCCGCUGCAGAUGCAGCUGCGAGUCAGCAGGAUGUAACAAAGUGA
Messenger RNA from Trypanosoma conorhini, 585 nucleotides. Its product is annotated as cAMP-dependent protein kinase regulator. Gene Ontology annotation, molecular function: protein binding. The coding region runs from base 1 to 585 and encodes 194 amino acids. The transcript has a single exon. Lineage: Eukaryota; Euglenozoa; Kinetoplastea; Trypanosomatida; Trypanosomatidae. The record is from RefSeq and is a predicted model, not a curated record.